Molecule: messenger RNA, 4749 nt
Organism: Musa acuminata AAA Group (dessert banana)
Lineage: Eukaryota; Viridiplantae; Streptophyta; Magnoliopsida; Zingiberales; Musaceae
Product: PWWP domain-containing protein 3-like
Exons: 3
Coding region: 326-2881 (851 amino acids)
Source: RefSeq, a predicted model, not a curated record
GGGCGGGGGACGUCCUGCGUCCAGUUGUUCGAAUCGCAUCUGGUUGAUAUAUGUUCACUAGAAAUGGGUUCAGGUGAAAGCGAGGCGGGCCAUUAAAUAAUCAAUUAUAUCCCUUCCCCUCCGACCCGUCACUUGGGAGCGACGCGACAAGUCAUUUUGUUAUCAUUCCCUGGCAAUAAUCCUUUCUUUUCUUCUUUUUGUUUUUGCGGAAAAGACCCUCAAGUUUUAGGUAAUUUUGUCUUCCGCUUUCUCGUCUUUUUCUUUUGCCCUGUAUCCCCAAGCAGCGCCCGACGCCCACUUUGCUCCCUCGUCCUCCUACCCAGGGAUGGAAACCCUAGAGGCCACCGAGCCCAUGUCCGGCGAGUCGCCGACCCAACCCCAAAGCUCGGGUUCCCCCCAACCGCCACUGGCUCCAUCCGAGCGGCGACUCCUCGAAUCUACGUAUCUUGCGGACGCUGCUGCAGACGGCGCCUCCGUCGCGGCGAACUUGGCUCCGGUAACCCCCUCCGGAACCGAAGCUAAGGAUGAUGUGGAUGCGCAUUUUGGCAACGGGGGAUUGGGUCUAGGAUCGGUUACCGGCGAGUCACCGGAAGGAAUCCCUAUCGCCGUCGGCGAUCUCGUGUGGGGGAAGACCAAGAACCAUCCCUGGUGGCCGGCGCUGGUUUCCGAUCCCUCCCGCGCGCCCAUCGAUGCCAAGAAGGCCCACCUGAGCGACGUCUCCCUCCUGCUGGUCUACUGCUUCGGCAGCGGUGCCUUCGCCUGGUGCGAGCCAGCCCAGCUGAAGCCCUUCGUCGAGGACUUCCAUUGCAUGACGAGGCAGAGCAGCUCUAAGAGCUUCGUCGCAGCCGUCGAGGGCGCCUUGGAUGAGAUCAGGCGCCGCCUCCAGUUGGAGCUCACUUGCGGCUGUGUUCCGCCGGAGGCCGGAGGGAAGACUGCUGAAUGCCCAGCCGGGAGGCUUCCGAUCUCGAACUUUCAGCCUUUGGAGUUCCUCGAGCAUCUCCAAGACGUGGCUUGUGACGUUACGAUGGCCGAUGUGUUACAAGUUGCAGCUUUGAGAAGUUGGGUGAUCGCUUUCGCCAAAGGAUGGACUGCUGGUUUGCCUGGGUACCACCCUCGCCGUGAGAUAAUGGAGCUGGUGGACAAGAUUGAUCUUGACGUGCCACCAGGAGACCUCGGCGAUGGCAAUGAGGAGGGAGAUGGCGAAUGUUGGAUCACCGGGAGCAGGUUCAGAAAAGGUCUCAAAACAUCAGAGGAUAACUUGCACAAGAGGCAGAAAAAAAGGAGCAUGGCUGCACUGAUCGCUGGGAUGGAGUUGGAUACAGUUGAGCUCAGCGAUGGUGAUGAAUUUACAGUGGAGGAGAAGGUAAAGGGCGUGAAGAACCAGAUGAUCAAGAAGGUGAAAGAUAUGGAUGCGGAUGAUUGUGGUGUUGAGGCCCAAGAAGAUACUGGCUCAGGUAGACGGGAGCGGAAGAAGAGCAAGUACUUGUCACCUCCUUACACUUGCUUGGGUGCAUAUACCAACACUCUUGACUCACCGAGGAGUGGUGAGGUGAAGUCGCCUAGGAAGGCUGCUGAAGCCUCUCGGGCUCUAAAUUCUGAUAUCUCAUCCUUAUUGAGGUGCGACUCGGAGUCCGUUGAGAAGGAAGAGGAUACUAGUAAUCCUGGUUUUGGAAUUGAGAGCACUUCUGUCAAUGACAUUCUUGCAGAAUUACUUUGCACGGCAAGAAAUCCACUUCAUUUAAAGUGGAACCGAUCAGCAAAGAUGAUUAAGAGCUUCUUCAUUAAAUACAGAAGCUCAAUGUACUCAAGUGGAUCUGACUUCCUAACCUACCAGAAGCACCAUAAUGAAUGCUGUCAGGUGAGUAUAGAAUCUCCAAACAAGCUGAUUGUCAAUAAUAGUUCUGAACUGGGAAAAUCCGAGGGGGGAUGGAAGGACAAGAAAGAUGCUACUGAUUUGCAAGUAGAGACAGGCCUAGCUCCUGAUUCAAGAAGUUGUUCUGAACAAUGCAAGGUUGGGCGGAAGAGGAAGAUGAGAAAGAAUGAAGAUAACAAUGUAACACCAGCAGAUUUGGAGCCUCAGGUCAUAAACAUUCCAGUGGAAAGAAAAAACAUAAAGAGCAAAGUUGUAGCUACUGGAGAAAGUGUAGUUCUGUGCCCUGCGCCUGUUAAUUGUAUGCAACCAGCUGAAGUUGGAAACAAGAUGAAUAAGAAGGGUAAGGGAGUUACUAAUGGGCAAAAGGCUGUGGACCCUGUCCAUAAUCUUUCAGAGUGUUCGCAAGAUGGCAACUCUAAACGGAAGAGGAAGAAGAGCAAACGUGCAAAUGCUGAUGUACCCUUGGUUGAUUCGAUCAGGGGCAUCACAAAUACUUUGGAGAAAGUCAAAUCUGAGCACACGAGGAAAGAUGAUGAAACUUGUUACAGUUACCCUGGAGCUCUUCUCUUGACUUUUGCCUCAGGAGUUCCUUUGCCCUCCCAAAGCGAACUAAUUUCUACUUUUCGCAAGUAUGGAGUUGUGAUAGAAUCAGAGACGGAGUUGCUAAAAGAGACCAGCAGUGCUCGUGUUGUGUUUGCCAAAAGCACUGAUGCGGAAAAAGCCUUCAAUAGCUCAGAUAAAACUGGUGUCUUUGGGCCACCAUUUGCAAACUACCAUCUCCACUAUCUACCUCCGAUUGCAUGCACUCCUCAUCCAAUACCUCCUCUUCCUUACAUAAGGGAGAGUCUCGAGAGGAUGAUAUCUACUCUGACUACUACUACGUCAGUGAAAGAGACAGGGCCAUCUGAUGGGAUGAAGCCUGCUGCAAGGGAAAAUUUAGUUGGAGACAUGGAGGGCCUCCUGAAGAAGGUGAACACAAUGCUAGACGGGGCUGCUGCUGGUACCUAGUUUGAGAAUGAUAGUAUGGUUCUAACAUCUUUUAGCUUAGGCAUCAGUGAUCGGCCCUGCUUUAUCAGGUUGUUGAAUGAUGACCUAUAAGUGGGAUCAGUACCACUUGCUUUAUUUAGGUUGCUGAAUGUAAGUGUAAUUGUUAUUAGUACCGUCAGUACGACUUGCUUGAUCUCGUUUGCUGAACAUUGACAUGUUGACCUUAUGCAUAGCUUAGUUUAGAUCAUCUGUGUGCAUUAUAGACUAUUUCUUCUCACUGUUUUCUGCCAGAUAAUGGAUAACCUCAUCCGCUUUGCGCAUUGUUGUUUGGGGUUUGUUUGACCUGCUUAGUUUAUUGUGUUGUUAAUUUGUUAAACCUAGUUGGUUGUUAUACCUGUGAUGAGAACCAAAAGAUGGUCAACUCAAUCAUACAUCCUUCUGAAUAUAAAUACAAUGAAAUAUUCGAGAUCAUCUAUUUCUCUCUUUAUUAUUGUAGCAUGUUUGCUUUUAUGGCUAAUGAACAGGAUGGAGGCAGCGACCUAGCCGACUGGGGUUGGAUAUAUGAAUGUGGAUUAUCAAACUAGUAGAAGGAAAGAAAAACAAAGUUUAAUAGCGUUAUUUUGUUGCAGAUGGAGGAGCUGAAAGCUUGAUUUUUGAUCAAUUUCUGUGGGACAUUUGAAUGAAAUGAUUGUGAAGUUUAUUUGAACUUCAUGGAUUGGAUUUAACUUGUGAUAAAAACAUUUUAUGUCAUGUGGUUCUAGGCCUAGUAUAUCCAACUCAUUAGAUCAGUGAUAUGCUAGAAUUGACAGUGACAAAAUAGUUAAUACAGGUUCCUUAUUGUAUUGUUGCUCUCUUUUUCUUGCAAACUUAAUAUGUUGUUGAUAGACCGAAGAUGGAUAGCUGGUCAUCAGAUAAUAGAAAUAAAUCCAGUCAUCUAUCUAUACAUCAUUGUACCAACUGUGAACAUCUCUUUUUUUUAUAUAUGUCCUGCAUCCGUUUGAGUUGGUUUGAUAUCUGUCCUGUACUGCUGUUGAUAACUUUUUUAACAUUCCCUAAUGUAAGAGAAGAGCUAGAAAUGUGAGUUUCCUUGUCAUGGCCAAAUUGCAUCCUGAAGUUGGUCCAGAGCUUCGAUAUCUGUCGUAUGUGUUGCUUGAUCACUGUGCCACUGCUCCCCUCCAUGUGCUGCUGUUUUUAGUGGUUUCAUGAGAGUAUGAUCUUAAUUAUUCUGGCUUAAUGUUUUGAAUGGAUUGCUUUAAUUUUGGUACAAAUUUCAUUGCUUCAAUCUCUAUUUUCCCGAAAUUUGUUGCCUUUGCACUCUGGCAGUGUUUUUGGGUUCUCUGUUACGUGUACCCAUGCAAUACUUGACAUUUCUUGACAUUUUAUGAUAGGUCUCGGAGCUCUUGUUCUUUCACUUUGGUAAUCUGCGCUUCUUUAUAUAUUGUUGACGCAGAUCCACUUGUGAUCAAUUAUUGGGGACGGGAGACUUGUGGCAGUCACAGACUUGUGUUAUUUAAUGAAGGAAUCGUUCGUGUGAUAGUGGACGGGUGGAUGUUUGUCUACUAGUGGCUAUGAAUGUGACUGACACCCAAGCUACAAUAUUUGUGUUGAUUGAGAGAGUGAUCGAGCCCCGCUAUGUUCCACUUUGCGGUCGGUCCCCCUGGACCCACAUCUGGUGUCGGCCUGUUUGUAUAACAGAGCCCGGAUUGCGCCGCGUACGCCUCGAAGGUCACGAUCAAGAAGGGGAACGCCGUCGCCCUUCUGGGCCGGGGGUAUGACGCGAUCUCUGAUCCUCUUCCUAGAUGGCGAUCGUUUUGGAGUCACGGGUCUGAUUUUGGUGCUUGGAUCAUCUGAUGGAUCACUUUCGGGUGGGUGGUUCAUCGGACUCGAUG